This is a messenger RNA of Vitis vinifera (wine grape), 2010 nucleotides long. RefSeq lists its product as uncharacterized. The coding region runs from base 407 to 1939 and encodes 510 amino acids. The record is from RefSeq and is a predicted model, not a curated record. The transcript has 10 exons. NCBI's taxonomy places the organism in Eukaryota, Viridiplantae, Streptophyta, Magnoliopsida, Vitales, Vitaceae.
CAAGCAAUCCUAUUCCGCCAAUGGCAACUCAGCCCACAUCCAGAUGGCAAUCGAAACAAUAAUCGGAAAUGAAUUGAUGAAGCGGAAGGCAAAUCAUAUAGAAAUGUCAAAUAUGUAAGAGGAGAUCUGGGACAGGCUCACCCCACACGUUGGGCAAACCAAACACAGCCACGUCUCUUCGUCCUGCCGCUACGUGGGUCCCCAGCCCCACCAGAUGCCUUACGCAGCCACCUGCCUUCCUAGUUGUUUUCAUUUUUCCUUUUUUGGGUUUUUAACCAUCCUCUUCUGCUGAAUUCUACUCGGCUUCGAAUAAUUCUCUCGCUCUAUCUCUCUCCUCUCUCGGGAAUGGAAUUUGGUGGAAGGUGAGAGUUGAGAGUUGAGAGGUGAUCAUUCUGGGGGAGGGAUCAUGGGUGCUUGUGUUUCGUCCCCAGAAUCGUGUGUGGGAGGAAAGCUCAAGUAUCCAAAGAACAAGUUUCGGAAGAGGAGGAAAAUCAAGAGACGUGCGGUGUCUCGCUUCGCCGAUGUAACAUCAUUUGACAAGGCUGACAGGCCAAGUAGGCCUGGACCACCGCCGGAUCGAUCCUUCACCAACCCCACUUUCCGUGCGGGAAGUCUUGAUGAGGCAUGGUUUGAUUCUAUUCCAGUUUUUGAGUCUGACUGUGAAGAAGAGUUUGAAAGUGUUCAAGAAGAGGUUUUUUCUGUCAAUGGCUUUGAAGGUGCUUCAGUAUCAAGUAUUUCAUCUCUCAGAGAUAGUAGUCUUUGGGACUGUAAUGUCAACGUCCAACAUACCUCUGGCAUGGAUGGUGUUGAUUCUCAACUGAAACCUGAUGGGCCUUCUAAUGAGGCAAAGCAACCUGUGUUCCUUGAUGAAAUCUCCUUGACCGCGGAUGAAAGUGGUGGCAGAGAGGAAGGAAUGCUGGAAAAUUGUGGCAUUCUUCCAAACAAUUGUUUGCCUUGUCUUGCUUCCACUGCGUCCUCCGAGGAAAAGAGAGGAUCACUAAGCUCUAGUCCUCCAAGUUCACGGAAAAAGGGUGCCUUAAAAAUUUCCUUCAAAUGGAGGGAGGGAAAUGCUAAUGCCUCUUUACUUUCUUCAAGGAUGCUUCUGCAGAGGCCAAUAGCAGGAUCCCAAGUACCUUUUUGUCCGAUAGAGAAGAAAAUGCUUGACUCUUGGUCAAAUAUUGAGCCAAGCACUUUUAAAGUUAGAGGAGAGAACUAUUUCAGGGAUAAAAGGAAGGAUUUUGCUCCAAAUUAUGCUGCAUAUUAUCCAUUUGGUGUUGAUGUCUUUUUAUGUCCUCAGAAAAUUAGUCACAUUGCUCAGUUUGUGGAACUCCCUACUGUUAAUUCUUCUGGGAAAUUCCCACCAAUUCUAGUUGUAAAUGUUCAGAUUCCAUUGUAUCCUGCCACAAUUUUUCAGAGUGAAACGGAUGGAGAAGGAAUGAGUGUUGUUUUGUAUUUUAAACUUUCAGAAAGUUACUCUAAGGAACUUCCCUCCUGCUUUCAAGAAAAUAUCGGGAGGUUAAUUGAUGAUGAGAUGGAGAAAGUCAAAGGUUUUCCUGUAGAUGCAAUUGUACCCUUCCGAGAAAGGUUGAAGGUAUUGGGCCGUGUGGUAAAUGUGGAAGAUCUUCAUUUAAGUGGUGCAGAGCGGAAGCUUAUGCAGGCAUACAAUGAAAAACCAUUCCUUUCACGCCCUCAACAUGAGUUCUAUUCGGGAGAAAACUAUUUUGAGAUUGACUUGGAUAUGCACAGAUUUAGUUACAUCUCUAGGAAAGGAUUUGAAGCAUUCCAGGAUAGAUUAAAGAUCUGUGUCUUAGAUCUUGGUCUAACAAUUCAGGGGAACAAAGUCGAGGAGUUGCCAGAGCAGAUUCUAUGUUGUAUCCGGUUAAAUGGAAUUGAGCACAUAAAUUACCACCAACUGGGGUUGGGUCAAGAACCCCUUUGAAUCUACAUAUUCUCAAACAAUGUAAGGCUUAAAGUUUGAUAAAUUGAAUAAAAAUUCUAAUUUCCAUGGCA